AUGAACAAGAAGGAAUCAAACAUAUACAUGCAUGCGCUUUUGUACUUGUUGCUGGCGGGCUCGUACUACUGCCAGUUCAUCCUUGCCUUUCAAAAAUAUGCGGAACAGCUGCAGCAGCAGCAGCAGCAGCAGCUGCUGCUGCAGCAGCAGCAGGGACAGCAGCAGCAACAGCAGCAAGAGAAGGAAAAACAACAGGAUAUACACCAGGAGAAGCAACAGAUGCAGCAGCACGAACAGCAGCAGAACCAGCAGCACGAACAGCAGCAGCAGGGACAGCAGCAGCAGGGACAGCAGCAGCAGCAGCAGCAGCAGCAGCAGCAGCAGCAGCAGCAGCAGGGGCGUGUAUAUAUUCCUUUGCAGCAGCAGCAGGGACAGCAGCAGCAGAAAGAGAAGGAAAAACAACAGGAUAUACACCAGGACAAGCAACAGAUGCAGCAGCACGAACAGCAGCAGCACGAACAGCAGCAGCAGGGACAGCAGCAGCAGCAGCAGCAGCAGCAGCAGCAGCAGCAGCAGCAGCAGCAGCAGCAGCAGCAGCAGCAGGAGCAGCGUGUGUAUAUUCCUUUGGCCUCACACAUACACACCAAUACACCAUGA
Molecule: messenger RNA, 597 nt
Organism: Eimeria mitis
Lineage: Eukaryota; Apicomplexa; Conoidasida; Eucoccidiorida; Eimeriidae
Exons: 4
Coding region: 1-597 (198 amino acids)
Source: RefSeq, a predicted model, not a curated record